This is a messenger RNA of Oryza sativa Japonica Group (Japanese rice), 926 nucleotides long. RefSeq names its product mavicyanin. NCBI's taxonomy places the organism in Eukaryota, Viridiplantae, Streptophyta, Magnoliopsida, Poales, Poaceae. Gene Ontology annotation, molecular function: electron transfer activity. The record is from RefSeq and is a predicted model, not a curated record. Gene Ontology annotation, cellular component: plasma membrane.
CACAUUUGACCAACCAAAGCCUUAGACUGACCUCACUUAACGCGCUUAGCUUACACCUAAUUAACUAACAAGCACCUAUAUAUACACCUCCUAUCAUACCUCCUCCCCAAAUCAACCAAGUUCCAUUUCAUUUCUUGCAUCUCCAAUUAUACUCUUGCUUCCAAUUUCAACCUCUCUUCCCAACCAUGGCAGCCAGAGCUCUCCUCGUUGUGGCCAUGGCGGCCGCGGUGCUCGGGACAGCGAUGGGCGUCACCACCUACACGGUGGGAGCUCCGGCCGGUUCAUGGGACACACGAACCAACUACGCGCAGUGGGUCUCUGCUAUCACCUUCCGUGUCGGUGACCAGCUUGUCUUCAAGUACUCCCCAGCGGCGCACGAUGUGGUGGAGGUGAACAAGGCCGACUACGACUCCUGCUCUAGCUCCAGCCCCAUCUCCACCUUCAACUCUGGCGAUGACACCAUCCCUCUCGCUGCUAUCGGCACCCGCUAUUUCAUCUGCGGCUUCCCUGGCCAUUGCACCGCAGGGAUGAAGGUCGCCGUCAAGGUGGAGGCCGCCACCGGCAGCAACCCUACCCCGUCACCAUUGGCCCCUCUUCCACGCACUCCUACAGUAAUGGCACCAAAUGCGAUGCCCCCUACGAACGGUGGCCGGCCCACCCCUCCGUCAAGCUCAGCAAGCAAGCCUGUUGGUGUUGCAUCUCUGGUUGGUCUGAGUUUGAGUGCAAUCGUUGCUGGUCUCAUGGUCUUUUAAAUUAGAGGGAAAAAAUAUUUUUUUUCUCUCUUCAAAGUUGAUCUAUUGAUCGUGUUCAUAUGUAUUGAUUGUUUGUGAUGAGUUCGGCUCAUAUUGUUACUCAUUUUUUUUGCUACAUGUAAUUUAGCUCAUUACGAUUUGAUUCCAAUAUUAUAUAAAUGUUCUUUUGACCCA